AUUCUAGUGACCGGUGGAACUGGUCUAGUAGGUUGUGCCAUUGCAGAACAAAUAAAGAAAGAAAGCAAUCCAGAAGAGAACUGGGUAUUUCUCUCUUCUAAAGAUGCAGACCUUACCGACGCUAAUGCCACUGCUGCAGUCUUUGAAAAAUAUAAGCCAACACAUGUGGUUCAUCUAGCUGCUAUGGUCGGGGGAUUGUUUAAAAAUCUAAACUAUAAUCUAGAAUUUUUCAGAAAGAACAUGCAGAUCAAUGAUAACGUUCUUUACUACAGUUAUAAAUAUCAGGUCGAAAAAUGUGUUUCUUGCAUGUCUACCUGCAUUUUCCCGGACAAGACGACUUAUCCUAUUGAUGAGACCAUGAUACAUAAUGGGCCUCCACAUGACUCUAACUAUGGAUAUGCGUACUCUAAGAGAAUGAUUGACACUUUAAACAGGGGAUAUAGCCAACAAUAUGGAUGCAAAUUUACGUGUGUUAUCCCAACGAACAUUUUCGGAAAAUAUGAUAAUUUCAAUAUAGAAGAUGGUCAUGUAAUUCCAGGAUUAAUACACAAAAUGUAUUUAGCAAAAAAAAAUAACGAACCUUUUCCUGUUUGGGGAAGUGGCAGUCCGCGUCGUCAGUUUAUUUAUGCCUUGGAUCUAGCGAGACUUUUUAUCUGGGUCCUUCGAGAGUAUGAAGAGACGGAACCGAUAAUUCUUUCUGUUGGAGAGGAAGAAGAGGUAUCGAUAAAGGAGGUCGUCGAUAUGGUUGUUGAAGCUAUGGAAUUUAAAGGACAGAUCGUUUACGAUACUUCCAAAUCCGAUGGACAAUUUAAGAAGACUGCCAGCAACGCAAAGUUAAGGAAAUACUUGCCAGAUUUUGCCUUUACACCUAUCAAGCAAGCUUUGGCGGAAACAUGUGAAUGGUUUUCGAAAAAUUAUGAAACGGUACGAAAAUAG
Trichoplax adhaerens is the source of this 936-nucleotide messenger RNA. RefSeq lists its product as uncharacterized. Gene Ontology annotation, molecular function: GDP-L-fucose synthase activity. The transcript is spliced from 8 exons. Gene Ontology annotation, biological process: nucleotide-sugar biosynthetic process. The annotation marks the transcript as partial. The record is from RefSeq and is a predicted model, not a curated record. NCBI's taxonomy places the organism in Eukaryota, Metazoa, Placozoa, Uniplacotomia, Trichoplacea, Trichoplacidae.